Cynocephalus volans (Philippine flying lemur) is the source of this 849-nucleotide messenger RNA. It is a transcript of the gene CALML5, whose product is annotated as calmodulin like 5. Bases 98 to 550 code for a protein of 150 amino acids. The transcript has a single exon. Lineage: Eukaryota; Metazoa; Chordata; Mammalia; Dermoptera; Cynocephalidae. The record is from RefSeq and is a predicted model, not a curated record. Gene Ontology annotation, molecular function: enzyme regulator activity; calcium ion binding.
CAGACGCUGCUCAGAUCCUGGACCUUGAGCCCUAGGAGCAGCAGGUGAACAGCUGUUGGCAUAAGUUCAGAAGCUACGCAGGUGUAGGGACACAGGCAUGGCCGAAGAGCUGUCUGAGGAGCAGGUGGCUGAGUUCAAGGUGGCCUUCUCCACGUUUGACAAGAACGGGGAUGGUACCAUAAACACACAGGAGCUGGGGACGGUGAUGGAGACCCUGGGCAUGAAGCUCUCAGAGGCCGAGCUGCAGGUGAUCAUCUCCCAGGUAGAUACAGACCACGAUGGUGCCAUCAGCUUCCAGGAGUUCCUGGCAGCGAUAACCAAGAGGACAAAGGCCUGGGGCAGCAGCGAGGAAGGCCUGCGGGCCGCCUUCCGCGUCUUUGACCUUGACGGUGACGGCCACAUCACCGUGGAUGAGCUCAAGCAGGCCAUGGCUGAGAUGGGGGAGCAGCUGCAGCAGGAGGAGCUGGAUGCCAUGAUCCGUGGGGCUGACACCGACCAGGACGGGCGCGUGAACUACGAGGAGUUCGUGCGCAUCAUCACCCAGAAGUGAGGCCCGCGUCCAAGCCCUGGUGCUUCCUGCAGGAUGCUGCCCCUGCGGCCCCUGCUUUAGUGGUGGGAAAGUCUGGGUUGGUGGAUGGGAAAUGACCUUGCCGGUGAGGGAGGCUUUGCUCGGCUGGGCCUGAUGCCGGCCACCACUGGGGCUGCUCUGAGCCCCCUGCAUCCACCGAGACCUGGGCAGCAGUCCCUCCCUUCUCUCCGCUGUGGACGGGGCGCCCCCUGCUCACAGGGCUGCUGUGGGGAUCCCUAAGUGCCCAGGAGAUGGUCUAAAUAAAAGGGGUGUGCAGUCCA